AUGAGCUCGUACGGCGAGUUGAAGGAAGCCGACUCACUCAACACAUUCAAUGCACCCGACACCUGGCCCGAUCCGCUCGGCCAACACCGUACUCGUCCUCUCACCUGCGUGUCGCUGGCCGUUACCGCUGCCGGUGGCACCGGCCGCUGGCCUGGCUGGACCACAGCCUUAAAGGAGACGCUUGCCGCUCGGGGAAUCCUGGAUGAGCUCAAGGCAAAAAUCAGGGCCGAGGUCUUCCGGUCGCUGGAAGAUGAUCUCCAGCCGCGACCAGCGCCGGCACAUGAAACGCAGACGAUCAACGGCCUGAUCCGGGAGUAUUUGGAGUGGAACGGAUUCCGCCACUCGCUCUCGGUCUUUGAACUGGAGACCGGAUCGGUCAACUCUGAGUCUCCAACCCGCGAUCAGCUCUGUGAAGAGUUUGGACAAGAUCCAGGUGUCUUCAACGACCCGAGCCGAAAGCACCGGCCAUUGCUAUACGACCUAGUCUACCAGAACUCCAAAGCUCCAUUGACAGGCGCGAGAACACUCGAGACGAGAUCCAAACUGCCAGGCCGAAUCAUGAGCGAUGCGCCUGAGCCGCUCUCGCUGGAUCACGAUGUGUUUGAAGUGAGAAAAUAAAGCUGGACAGCCCACAAUCGCAACGGA
Messenger RNA from Polychytrium aggregatum, 645 nucleotides. RefSeq lists its product as uncharacterized. The coding region runs from base 1 to 618 and encodes 205 amino acids. The record is from RefSeq and is a predicted model, not a curated record. The transcript has 5 exons. Gene Ontology annotation, cellular component: centrosome. Gene Ontology annotation, biological process: microtubule anchoring. Lineage: Eukaryota; Fungi; Chytridiomycota; Chytridiomycetes; Polychytriales. Gene Ontology annotation, molecular function: protein binding.